GAUCAUCAGAAUCAAGAACCAGAAAUGGCGGCACCAAAGCUGGAAUCUUUCAGGCGGGGUAGCAUGUUCGAUGGAUCUUUCAGGCGAGGUAGUAUGUUCGAUGGUUCGUUUAGACAAAGCAUGAGGGAUAGGCUUAUCCCACAACAGAGCAGAGGCUAUUCCAAUGUCAACGACGAUGAACAAACUUCUGUCCGUUGUUGCUCCUACAGGUACUUCUCAGACAAGAUCAUGGGGGUUGUGAAGAAAUCAAAGGAUAUUUUGGUUACGGCAUGGGAGGUGGGAACAUCUGACCCGAGGAAGGUCAUAUUCUCGGCGAAGAUGGGUUUGGCUCUGACACUUACCUCUAUCCUCAUCUUCUUUAAGAUCCCGGGAUUAGAGCUCAGCAGCCACUAUCUCUGGGCAAUUCUUACAGUAGUUGUUAUCUUUGAGUUCAGUAUAGGAGCCACCUUUAGCAAAGGAUGUAACCGGGGACUAGGAACAUUGUCCGCAGGAGGAUUGGCACUUGGCAUGGCUUGGAUAUCCGAGAUGAGCGGAGACUGGGGAGAGGUUCUUAAUGCUGCUAGCAUCUUUGUAGUAGCCUUUUUUGCGACUUAUGCAAAGCUAUAUCCAACGAUGAAGCCAUAUGAGUACGGAUUCCGAGUGUUCUUGCUGACCUAUUGCUACGUGAUAGUGUCAGGAUACAAAACAGGGGAAUUCAUGGAAACAGCUGUUUCAAGGUUCCUUCUAAUAGCUCUUGGUGCCUGUGUUGGACUCGUUGUGAAUACUUGCAUCUAUCCCAUAUGGGCUGGGGAAGAUCUCCAUAACUUGGUCGCCAAGAACUUUGUGAAUGUAGCGACUUCAUUGGAAGGUUGUGUGAACGGAUAUCUCGAGUGCGUAGCAUAUGAUACAAUCCCAUCUAGGAUUCUGGUCUAUGAAGCUGUCGCUGAAGAUCCAGUGUACAGUGGUUACAGAUCAGCCGUUCAAUCUACAAGCCAAGAAGACACUCUGAUGGGUUUUGCAUCAUGGGAGCCACCACACGGACCGUACAAAUCCUUUAGAUACCCAUGGGCAAUGUAUGUGAAAGUAGGUGGUGCAUUGAGGCAUUGUGCUAUCAUGGUCAUGGCAUUACAUGGCUGCAUUCUCUCAGAGAUUCAGGCUGCAGAGGAUAGAAGACGAGAAUUUCGUAAUGAGCUUCAAAGAGUGGGCUUAGAAGGAGCAAAAGUACUCAGAUACAUUGGGGAACAACUGAAGAAGAUGGAGAAACUAAACCCUAUAGAAGACAUACUCUACGAGAUUCACCAAGCAGCCGAAGAACUACAGAGCAAAAUCGACAAGAAAUCGUACCUUCUCGUGAACGCCAAGAACUGGGAAAUCGGGAAUCGGCCUAGGGAUUCGACUGAUGAACAAAAAAUCUCGAAUCUCGACGAGGAUCUAAGUCGGAUCAUAGCUCAUAAAUCCCAGAGUGAAGCCACGCUUCGUCCACCGAAGAAUUGGGAUGCGGUAACAACUACUGCAACGAACUUAAAUUCGGCGACGAUGCUUCCUUACCAGCAAUCAAGGACGAUGAUACAGAAACAGCCGUCGUGGCCUAGCCGGAUCUCUAUUACGCCGGGAAGUAUGUUUCAGCAACCAAUUGGGGAGGCGACGCUGAGGUACGAGAGCGCGAGUAAUCUGUCUCUAGCUACGUUCGCUUCGCUACUGAUUGAAUUCGUCGCGAGGCUGGAGAAUCUUGUGAAUGCGUACGAUGAACUCAGUGUCAAAGCUAAUUUCAAAGAAGCUGUCGCUGACUCACUGUUUUUUUCGCCGGCAUUGCCUUACUCGAUAUCAUCACCUUGUCGGAAGCUGACAAAAGGAACAAGAGGUGUCGGAGAGUUACUUCAAGCUUUACCCUCUUCGAAACCAAAAUCUCCGCCACCGCAGCUGCCAUGGCUCAUUGUUGGUUUGGGUAAUCCCGGAAAGAAGUACCAGGGCACGCGCCACAACGUUGGUUUUGAGAUGGUGGACGCUUUGGCUAAUGCAGAAGGCAUCUCCAUGAACACUGUUAACUUCAAGGCCUUGUUUGGGAAAGGCGUUAUUGGAAAUAUACCGAUUAUGCUGGCUAAACCACAAACUUUCAUGAACCUAAGUGGUGAGUCUGUUGGACAAAUUGUUUCAUUUUACAAGAUCCCGCUAAAGCAAGUACUUGUGGUUUACGAUGAUUUAGAUUUGCCCUUUGGUAAACUGCGUUUAUUGCCAAAAGGUGGUCACGGAGGCCACAAUGGGAUGAGAAGCAUUAUAGAUCGCCUCAAAGGUAGCCGUGAUUUUCCUCGUCUAAGAAUAGGGAUCGGACGGCCUCCAGGGAAGAUGGAUACAGCUAAUUUUGUUCUCCGCCAGUUCAGUAGACAAGAACAGGAAGAGUUGGAUUAUACAUUCCAAACCGGGAUAGAAGCAAUAAGGAUUCUUUUGCUUGAGGGGAUCAACAAAAGUGCAACCUUUGUCAACACUCGAAAAUCUAUGGAGCAACUCAGUUAGAAGAGAAGUUGUUACAUCACAAUAUCACAUAUAACAACUACAGAGUAUUCUUGCCGAUUCAUUAUUAAUAUCUUUUUGUUCCAUACAUAUUGUUGAAUCCUUUUUGAGCAAAUUGUACAUCAUAAAAACCAGAUUAUGCGUUUCUCAUAAUCGCUCUUAAUUUUAAUAGAGCUUAUGCAACUCG
Molecule: messenger RNA, 2674 nt
Organism: Arabidopsis arenosa
Lineage: Eukaryota; Viridiplantae; Streptophyta; Magnoliopsida; Brassicales; Brassicaceae
Source: the annotation of a GenBank genome assembly